CCACCCGGUCCUGCCUCCUCGCGGGGCCGGGCGAUGGGCGGGGAAUGGGCCGGACCCCUUAAAGGGAGGCCGGCCAGGGACCGGGCUGCCUCCGCCCGGUCGCCGUGUCUUCUCAGCCCGGCUACAGCGGAGGGCGCGCCUCUGGGCCUCCUCGCGUGCGGCUGCGUAGACCGAGAGGUGAGAAGAGGCGCGGGGACCGGAGAAGAGGGGAAGGGGCGGGCCGGCCUCCACGCGCCUGCGGGCGCCCCUUAGGGUGGUCCUGGCCUGUGUCUCUCAGGCGUCGUGGGAGGAAACCCAGACAACGGUGGCCGCGGGAGUCGUAGUCCGGCCGGCCGUCGGAGGUGGGCGUGCGUCGCGGAGAUUCCUCAGGUCGGCAGGGGUCGGGACAGGAAAAAGAUUAAAGGCCCCCUCCCCUCGCUCCCAUUUUCCCGACCCUGCCCUUCGGGCUGAGAGACUGCCCCCGCCCCACCCCACACAUCACACGGGGGACUGGAGUUCUGGCUGAGCAGUCUCCAACCCAGAUAUCUGGGAGUGGGACCGAGGAGAUCUAAGACACGCCCCCGCCCCGGACAGAUGGGGAAACAGGCCUGGAGAGGAGAGAGGAUUUAGGUAUUUUGGUUGUUAAAUUUCUAUAACCCCCCAGAAAAACUCCACUGCCAUCGAGUCGAUUCCAACUCAUAGCGCCCCUAUAGGACGGGGUAGAACUGCCCCAUAGAGUUUCCAAGGAGCGCCUGGUGAAUUUGAACUGCCGACCUUUUGAUUAGCAGCUAUAGCACUUAACCUCUGUGCCACCACGGUUUCCUGAAUUCCUAUAUCAUAUGUUAAUGGUGGUGGAAUAAUGUGGAAAAGGAUAGCCAUAGUGGUUGCACAACUUGAAGAGUGUAAUCAGUGUCUCUGAAUUGUCCAUGUAGAAAUUGUUAAAUUGCCAUGUUUUCUUGUGUAUAUUUUCACCACGAUUAAAAAAAAAAAAAAAUCACACACCAGGUUGGGUACAAAAUCUGGACCUGUACUUUUUCCACACUCAUAGACUGUCCAAGUUGGAAUCCUUUCACUGGAUAGGUGGGGACACUGAGAGAACAUAGGGAGGACCAGGGCCUAGACUAAAAUUACACAGCAAGUCAUUUGCAGAACUAGGACUUGUAUUCAGCUCUCCCACACUCAUAGACUACUAGGCUGGACCUGGUUCUUGAACAGAUUGAGGACCACAGUGAGUUAGAAAGCAGUCACGACUUAAAUUCCCAUUUUCUGACACUCAUCUUCCUCUCCUUGCCUCCGUGGCUCUUUAUGUAAAAUCUGGAACUAAUGUGAUAUCCAGUAGCGGGUUAAGCAGAAGUUCUUGUUUUUGAAAAUUGAGUCAAGAAGAAACGGAGGGCUGUAACUGUUGGAAGGGACAUCAUGAGCAAAGGAAUGCUUCUUCAGGAGUCUCAAGGCAGGAGAUAGCAAGGAACAGAAACUAAUAGCUAAUCAUUUAUUGAGCAAAUGCUAUGUGCCAGGCGCUGUGCUAAGUACGUUACUUGCAUUAGCCUCAGAACAAGCCUGCAAGGUAGGUAGUGUUAUCCUCAUUUUACAAGUGUGAAAUUGGUGCUGAGUAAAAGGAAGGUUUCACCCAGUGCCACUGGCUGAACAGUGGGUGAACAGUGUAGCUAGGAUUUGAAUAGAGAUCUGUCUGAUACCAGAACAAACCCAGUGAUUCUCCAAGUGUGGUCUUCAGCUCUUUGCUCAGAAUCACACAGGGUGCAAUCUUGGAUCUUAUCCCCGGAUUUGCAGGAAUGAGCCUAAGAAUCUGCAGUUCAAAAGCACUCUGUGGUGCAGUGGUUAAGAACUUGGUGCUAACCAAAAGGUCAGCAGUUUGAAUCCACCAGCCACUCCUCAGAAACCCUGUGGGGCAGUUCUACUCUGUCUUACAGGGUUGCUCUGAGUCGGAAUCAUGGACUUGAGGGCAACAAGUUUUUUGGUUUUGGGUAUUUGAAAAUCAUUGCACUGUAAUGUGCUGCCUCCUAGGGGAAGCUCUAGAAGUGACAAACAUAUUCAGGGCUUUGGGGAGAUCCAAAUUGGACUUACUGCUAGACAAAACACUUAGUGAGAGUAAACUCCCAGGCAGAUGCUUGCCAACUAUAAUGUCUUGACACUUGCUUGGUUAGAUGUGGUGAAGGUGGAGGAGGAGUUAGUUAGAGAGAGACCAAUGGGGAAGAUAACUCCUUUUUCCUUACCAUGUAGCCGUUAAACUAUCAUUCAGCCUUUCCACUCAAAAAAUGUUUGUUAAGCACUUAUUAGGUGCCACGCGCAGUUCAAAACAGUAAAUCAUUGUCCUCUUCGGAAAGACAGACAAUUAACGAAAAAGUAAAUGUAUAGUUUGGGAUGGUGGGAAAGGCCAUGGAGAAAAAUGAAGUCAAGGGAAUAGAAGUGCAAGGCAGGGAUGGGCCCAGCAAGGAGUCAUAGUGGCUGCAGUGGUUCUAUUUUAUGUAUUGGUCCCAGGAAGGAACUGAUUGAUAAGGUGGCAUUUGAGCAAAAACCUAGAAGUUGGGGCAAUUCAUGAAAAUAACUGAGGAAGAGCAUUCCAGUUAGAGGGACUAACAAAAGCAUAGAGGAGGUGGGAGCUUUCUUGGCUUGUUUGACUCUUGUCUGCAGAAUUAACUAUUCUAAUUAAAAUGUAGCCACAUGGGUAAAUUUUAUGUUAAUAGAAAAAAAAGAGAAAAUGUUACCAACGCAUGUGUGUGUGACAUUGAAAAAUAAAAAUAAUUUCACUCUUAAUCCUUAACCCAAACCAAACCUACUUCAGUGGGAACAACCCACAUUUCUAUCAACAGAUGGAUAAACAACAUGUGGGAUACACACAAUAUUAUUCAGCCGUAAAAAGAAGUGAAGUUCUGAUAAAUGCUACAGCAUGAAUGAACCUUGAAAACAUGCUAAGUGAAAUAAGUCAGACACAAAAGGACAAAUAUUGUGUGGUCCCACUUACAUGAAAUACCUACAACUGGCAAAUGCAUAGAGAUAAAAAUAGAUUAGUGGUUACCAGGGGCUAGAGGGUGGAGGAUUGGAGAGUUAUUUCUUAAUGGGAACAGAACUUCAGUUUGUGGUGAUGAAAAUGUUUUGGAAAUAGAUAGUGGUGAUGGUUGCACAACAUUGUGAAUGUAAUCAAUCCCACUGAACUAUACACUUAAACAUAGUUAAAAUGGCGAAUUUUCUUAUGUAUGUUACCACAAUAAGAAAAAAAAAGGCCAUAAAAAUAGAUUAGUUAAUGGUGGUAUCUUCCACUGUCAGUUGGCUUUUUGAAAUGAAACAUCGAGACAUUUCUCAGCCUUAACCAAGUGGCUCGUGUUUAAAAAAAAAAACAACUUUUUUUGGUUUUCUUGCUUUUUUCAUCCUCCCUCCUUACCUCUCUUCUUCAUUCCUUUAACUCAGAGGUAAAGAAUAUAGGGUAUUAGUGUACCUCUCAAUGCCCUCACUCAUAGAGAAGUUACUGGAAAGGUUGUAAACUUGGAAAGGAAAAAAAAAAAGAGUACUGGAAAAUUAUUUCCAAACUACACAAUCCACACCUAUUCCAGUUUGGUUCAACUGAGAUUUUUCCAUAUAGAGAAGAGGCUUUUUGGUAGAUGACUUGUUCACGUAAAUAUUACGUUAAUGUUAAGACUUCAAAUUUUCCACAAACUUGACUACACAGUUUUAUAGGUUGAUUCUAGUUUUCCUGCAAUUAUUUGAUGAUAUGUCUACAUGGAGAGACUGGCAUAGGCAGCAUAUGGAAGGAUAAAAGGUGACAAGUCAGGAUACUUGGAUUCUAGCUCCAGCUCUAUCUUGAAUUAGCAAAUGAUUUCACUAUCCUGGGCUUUUAUUCCUUUAACUAAAAAAUCUGGGGUUUGGAGUUCAUGAUCUGUAGUCCCUGGGUGAUGUGACUGUUAACGCUUGGCUGCUAAUUGAAAAGUUGGAGGUUCAAGUUCACCCAGAGGCACCUGGAAAGAAAGGCAUGUCAGUCUACUUCCUAAAAGUUAGCCUUUGAAAACCCUUUGGAGAACAAUUCUUUUCUUACCGUGGGGUUGCCAUGAGUCGGAGUCAACUCAGUGGCAGAUGGUCUGGGCUAUCUGCAUGCCUUACCUAUCUCCCAAAUCCUAUAAUCCAGGAAAACUUCCAUUCAAUGACUUGCUCAUUCAGUACAAGCUUUCUCAGUGAGAAAUACAUGCAUGGUGGGACAAGAGAGCUGUGGCUGACUGGAUUCCAGAACUCUUGACAACCAGGUUUGGAAAAGAAACCACCAAGAGCUGCUCCAGAAUAGAAGGAUGUAAGAAGUGCACUCAAGGCAGCUUGGCCUGAAAGCAGAAAGUGGGAAGACGGUUACAGAUCAGUCCUGUUGAGGAGUAAAGAGCUGCUUAGGAAGCUGAAGCACCUGUCUCCAGAAAUGUCCCUGGAAAGUAAAGAACAACAAGUCCUUUCACCCAGGGACUCAUCUGAAGAAAAUGACCAAUACAGUCUUCAGUCUAGAAUCCAUCUGGAGCCUCAAGAGGAAUCGAGUACUGACUUCAAGCAAUUUAGGACCAAUAAUCAAUGCAGACCUCAUUCUAGGAUCCAUAUGGAACCUCGACAGAAAUCAAAUACUGACUUCAAACACUUUGUCAUCAAAAAGCUACGGAAGACUUGCCAGUGCAGCCCAGCCAAAGCAAAAAACAUGAUUUUUGGUUUCCUUCCUGUUUUGCAGUGGCUUCCAAAAUAUGAUCUGAAGAAAAACAUUUUAGGAGAUAUAAUGUCUGGUUUGAUUGUGGGCAUCUUACUGGUGCCCCAGUCUAUUGCUUAUUCUCUGCUGGCUGGCCAAGAACCCAUCUAUGGCCUGUACACGUCCUUUUUUGCCAGCAUAAUUUAUUUCCUAUUAGGUACCUCCCGUCACAUCUCUGUGGGCAUUUUUGGAGUAUUGUGCCUUAUGAUUGGUGAGGUAGUUGAUCGGGAACUACACAAAGCUGGCUAUGACACUGCCCAUAUUGCUCCUUCUUCAGGAGUGUUUUCAAAUGAGAGCACAUCUUUAAACCACACAUUACAUGAGACAUGUGACAGAAGUUGCUAUGCAAUUAGAGUUGGCAGCACUGUAACCUUUAUGGCUGGAGUUUAUCAGGUAGCGAUGGGCUUCUUUCAAGUGGGUUUUGUUUCUGUCUACCUCUCAGAUGCCUUGCUGAGUGGAUUUGUCACCGGUGCCUCCUUCACUAUUCUUACAUCUCAGGCCAAGUAUCUCCUUGGGCUCAGCCUUCCUCGGAGUAAUGGUGUGGGCUCACUUAUCACUGCCUGGAUACAUAUCUUCAGAAACAUCCAUAAGACCAAUCUCUGUGAUCUCAUCACCAGCUUUUUGUGCCUUUUGGUUCUUUUGCCAACCAAAGAACUCAACGAGCACUUCAAGUCCAAGCUUAAGGCACCAAUUCCCACUGAACUCAUUGUAGUUAUAGCAGCCACAUUAGCCUCUCACUUUGGAAAACUAAAUGAAAACUACAACUCCAGUAUUGCUGGACAUAUUCCCACUGGGUUUAUGCCUCCCAAAUCACCAGACUGGAACUUAAUUCCUAGUGUGGCUGUAGAUGCAAUAGCUAUUUCUAUCAUUGGUUUUGCUAUCACUGUAUCACUUUCUGAGAUGUUUGCCAAGAAACAUGGCUACACAGUCAAAGCAAAUCAGGAAAUGUAUGCCAUUGGCUUUUGCAAUAUCAUCCCUUCCUUUUUCCACUGCUUUACUACUAGCGCAGCUCUUGCAAAGACGCUGGUUAAAGAGUCGACAGGCUGCCAAACUCAACUUUCUGGUGUGGUAACAGCCCUGGUUCUUUUGUUGGUCCUCCUGGUAAUAGCUCCUUUAUUCUUCUCCCUUCAGAAAUGUGUCCUUGGUGUGAUCACUAUUGUAAAUCUGCGGGGAGCCCUACUUAAAUUUAGGGAUCUGCCCCAGAUGUGGAGGCUUAGCAGAAUGGAUACAGUUAUUUGGUUUGUUACGAUGUUGUCCUCUGCACUGCUAAGUACAGAAAUAGGCCUGCUUGUUGGAGUUUGUUUCUCUAUGUUUUGUGUCAUUCUCCGCACUCAGAAGCCAAAGAGUUCGUUGCUUGGCCUGGUAGAAGAUUCUGAGAUCUUUGAAUCCACAUCUGUUUACCAGAACCUUCAGACUAAGCCGGGAAUCAAGAUUUUCCGCUUUGUAGCCCCUCUCUACUACAUAAACAAAGAAUGUUUUAAAUCUGCUUUAUACAAAAAAACUCUCAACCCAGUCUUAAUAAAGGCAGCUCAGAGGAAGGCUGCAAAGAGGAAGAUCAAAGAGGAAACUUUCAGGAGAAUGCAGGAUGAAGUUUCCGUGCAUCUUUCCCAUGAACCCCUGGAGCUCCACACAAUAGUGAUUGACUGCAGUGCAAUACAAUUUUUAGAUACAGCAGGGAUCCACACACUGAAAGAAGUUCACAGAGAUUAUGAAGCAGUCGGUAUCCAGGUUCUGCUGGCUCACUGCAAUCCCUCUGUAAGGGACUCCCUGGCCAGGGGAGAGUAUUGCAAAAACGAAGAAGAAAAUCUGCUCUUCUAUAGUGUGUAUGAAGCGAUGGUCUUUGCAGUGGAAUCUCAGAAUCAGAAAGGAGUAUGUGUUCUCAAUGGUCUGAGUCUUUCUAGUGAUUGAUGAAGAAUGUAGGUGGAAGGAAGAAAAAUGUCCAGCCAAUAGGUUAAAAUAUCCACUUCCACAGUGGAAAAUAUUACACACUUAAAAUUUUAAACUAUUGGCUAGACGUUAUUCUUUCUUUGAAGCUAAUGGCAUUUGUAUGGAGCCCUGGUGGCACACUUUGUAUGUACGUAAAUGCAGUAGAGCUAAUGGCUAGACAAAAGAAAAAAUAAAAUCUUUUGGCUUCAAGCUUUAGUGCAGAUAUGAGGCAUUCUUACUAUUGUUGUUAGGUGCCUUCAAAUGGGCUCCGACUCAUAGUGACCCUACGUACAACAGAACGAAACACUGCCUGGUCCUCCAAUCCUCACGAUCAUUGCUAUGAUUGGGCCCAUUGUUUCAGCCACUGUGUCAGUCCAUCUCAUCGAGGGUACUGCUCUUUUUGGCUGACCCGCUCAACUUUACCAAGCAUGAUGUUCUCCCCACCUGAUAGCAUGUCCAAAGUAUGCAAGAAGUCUUGCCAUCCUCGCUUCUGAGGAACAUUCUGGCUGUACUUCUUCCGUGACAGACUUGUUUGUUCUUCUGGCAGUCUAUAAUAUAGUCAAUAUUCUUCACCAAUACCAUAAUUCAAAUUUAUCGAUAAUUCUUGGGUCUUCCUUAUUCAUCAUCCAGCUUUCGCAUAUAUACAAGGUGAUUGAAAAUACCAUGGCCGGGUCAGAUGCACUUUAGCCCUCAAAGUGACAUCUUUGCCUUUUAACACUUUAAAGAGGUCUUUUGCAGCAGAUUUAUCCAAUGUAAUACAUCGUUUGAUUUCUUGACUGCUGCUUCCAAUGGGCGUUGAUUAUGGUUCCAAGUAAAAUGAAAUCCUUGACAACUUCAAUCUUUGCUCCAUUUAUCAUGAUGUUGCUUGUUGGUCCAGUUAUGAGGAUUUUUUUUUUCUUGAGGUGUAAUCUGUACUGAAGGCUGUAGUCUUUUAUCUUCAUCAGUAAGUGCUUCAAGUUCACUUUGCUUUCAGCAAGCAAGGUUGUGUCACCUGCAUAUCGCAGGUUGUUAGUGAGUCUUCCUCCUGAUGCUGCGUUCUUCAUAUAGCUCAGCUUCUUAGAUUAUUUGCUUAGCAUACAGAUUGAAUAAGUAUGGUGAAAGGAUACAAUCCUGAUGCACACCUUUCCUGAUUUUAAAGCAUGCAGUAUCCCCUUAUGCUAGUCAAACACCACCUCUUGGUCUAUGUACAGGUUUCACAUGAGCACAGUUAAGUGUUCUGGAAUUUCCAUUCUUCACAAUGUUAUCCAUAAUUUGUUAUGAUCUACACAGUUGGUUGCCUUUGUGUAGUCACUAAAACAGGUAAACAUCUUUCUGGUAUUCUCUGCUUUCAGCCAAGAUCCAUCUGACAUUAGCAGUGAUAUCCCUUGUUCCCACGUCCGCAUCUGAACCUGACUUGAAUUUCUGGCACUUCCCUGUUGAUGUACUGCUGCAACUGUUUUUGAAUUGCCUUCAGCAAAAUUUUACUUGCAUGGGAUAUUAAUGAAAUUAUUUGAUAAUAUCUACAUUGUCUUGGAUCAUCUUUCUUUGGAAUUGGCACAAACACGGAUCUCUUCCUGUCAGUUGGCCAGGUAGCUUGUCUUCCAGAUUUCUUGCCAUGGAUGAGUAAGCAUCUCUGGCGCUGCAUCCAUUCACUGAAACAUCUCAGUUGGUAUUCCAUCAAUUCUUGGAGCCUCAUUUUUUUGCCAGUGCCUUCAGUGUACCUUGGACUUCUUUCAGUACCAUCAGUUCUUGAUUGUAUGCUAAGUCCUGAAAUGGCUGAAUGUCAACCAGUUCUUUUUGGUACAGUGACUCGGGAGUAUUCUUUCCAUUGGAAGUUGUCAAAAAUGAAAUGUAACACUUAAAGAUAGAUAUCCUAGGCAUUAGUGAGCUGAAAUGGACUGGUAUUGGCCAUUUUGAAACAGUCAUAUGGUCUACUAUGCCAGGAAUGACAAAUUGAAGGGAACGGUGUCACAUUCAUCGUCAGAAAGAACAUUUCAAGAUCUGUCCUGAAGUACAGCGUUGUCAGUGAUAGGAUAAUAUCCAUACACCUACAAGGAAGACAAGGUUAAUAUGACUGUUACUCAAAUUCAUGCAGCAACCACAAUGCCAAAGGUGAAGAAAUUGAAGAUUUUUACCAACUUCUGCAGUCUGAAAUUGAUCAUACAUAAAAUCAAGAUGCUGAUAAUUACUGGUGAUUGGAAUGCGAAAGUUGGAAACAAAGAAGGAUCAGUAGUUGGAAAACAUGGCCUUGGUGAUAGAAAUGAUGCCAGAGAUCACAUGAUAGAAUUUUGCAAGACCAACUCACUGGAAAUACCUUUUUUCAACAACGUAAAUGGAGACUAUACACGUGGACCUUACCAGGUGGACUACACAAGAAUCAAAUCCACUACAUCUGUGGAAAGAGUUGAUGGAGCUCAGUAUCAUCAGAACAAGGCCAGGGGCCGGUCAUGGAACAAGACUAUCAUUUGCUCAUGUGCAAGUUCAAGUUGAAGCUGAAGGAAAUUAAAACAAGUCCAUGAGAGCCAAAAUACAACCUUGAGUAUAUCCCACCUGAAUUUAGAGACCAUUUCAAGAAUAGAUUUGAUGCAUUGAACACUAAUGACCAAAGACCAGACGAGUCGUGGGACAUCAAGGACAUCAUACAUGAAGAAAGCAAAAGGUCACUAAAAAAAAAGGAAAGAAAGAAAAGACUAAAACAGAUGACCAAAAGAGACUCUGAAACUUGAACACGGAGUAGUUAAUGCAAAUGGAAGAAAUGAUGAAGUAGGAAGAUGAAUGGAAAAUCUCAAAGGACGGCUUGCUAAGACAGAGUAUUAUAAUGAAAUGUGCAAAGGCCUGGAGUUAGAAAACAAAAAGGGAAGAACACGCUUGGCGUUUUUCAAGCUGAAAAAACUGAUAAAAAAUUCAAGCCUCGAGUUGGCAAUAUUGAAGGAUUCUGUGGGCAAAAUAUUGAAUGACUCGGACGCAUCAAAAGAAGAUGGAAAGAAUAUACAGAGUUACUGUACCAAAAAGAAUUGUUCAACAUUCAGCCAUUUCAGGAGGUAGCAUAUGCUCAAGAACCGAGGUAUUCUUGGAGUGUAAUAAACUGUCUAUUGAAUUGAACUGUAAAGUAGCCCCAAUGCUUCACUACUAUCCUAUUUUAGAGGAUAUGCAUUUUGGACUCUUCUCUCAGGUAAAGGGGUGAACCUGGGAUUUGCAUUAGAAGUGCUAGAGCCUUUACAAGGCUCUUUUUUUUUUUUUUUUCAGUAGGGAGGGAGGGAAAGGAAGGAGGGGAAGAAAAUUGCACCUGCUCUUGUACCGGAAGGCCAGGAGGUUUCUGGAGCACAGAGUCAUAACCGGAGAGCUUUGUUCUUAUUGUGCUUCUCUUUUCCCAGCCUUAGCUCUCCAGACAGCAGUAGGGUAUCUGGCUUUUAGUAGGAAGGCACCAUUCCUCUCCUUAAGGCAAGGAACUAUGGGUAUGGUCACAUCAGGAUUCCAGAUGGCUGGGCAGGUUUGUGACAUCCUGACAGCCAGUGUGCCAUUAUACAGAACACCCUUUAUACAGGGCAGGACGCCAACUUAGCAAUUCUCUAUAUCAUUUUAAAUGAACUUGAGGCAAACAGUCAUGGAUAGAUUGUAAAAAGAAAUGAUUGACAGUUUCCCAUAAGGAUUGGUUUACUUAGCAAACCCUCCCCCCUCCACCCAUAGCAUUUCAGCAAGGAUUCUCAAAUAGAAGCUUCUGUUCAUCUUUACUCUGCAAGAAAAAGUCACUGUAAUCAAUGGGUAAGAAUACAUAGCAUGAUAGAUGCUUCCAAAAGGACAUCAAUGAUUAAUUUUAGAUGUUUUAGUGAAAGCAAAGCUAAUGCUUACUGCCAUGCACCUAUUGGUGUACAGUAAACAUUGAUGACAGUGACAGCUUUUAACUCUUCAAGUCACUUUAAACCAUUACGCAAGAGGAUAUAGAAGCAUCAUAUUCAUACAACCCAAACUCUAUGGGUAUAUUAUUUAUGAUAACUGGCCACAGGUUGUGAGUUAAAGAAUAGUUUUCCUUUGAAAAGCAAGAUAUGUUUGACAUUGAAAGUUUAUCUGGAGCUUGACAGGUGAGAAAAAAAAGUUCCUUUGAUAUCUGGAAUAGGAGACUAAUUUAUGUGAGGUUGAAACAUUUUACCAUGUCUUUUAAACAAAGUAAUUGCAUAAGUGCAAAAUCAUUUUAAAACUACUACAUUUUAAGCAGUUUUAAAUAUGAGAGGCAAACCGUAUGUGUAGAGUGUCUAUUAUAUAUAUAUACACACACACAUACAUAUAAAUAUAUAUAUAUACACAUAUACAUAAAUCUUUCUUGCUAUUUCUAUGAAGUGCCAGUGUUGCUUUUCUAUAGUUAGAGCUUUGCCCAUCUGUUUAUGUGGAAUGGAAAAUACCUUUCCCUUUUCACAAGGCAGUUUCUCAGUAGAAAAAGUAGAUUUCUGUCUUUGAAGUGAUUGACCUUAUGAAUAAAUGUAAUAGUGUCCUUACAUUCUUUUGGAACUUAGGUCUAGAAUUUCAGACAUGUUAACUGCUGCUGCUUGCAUUUGUGCCCUUUUUGGUUUAUUUUUAGCCAGUAUUCUUUCUCCCCAGCUUUAUAAAAAAGUAAAAUCACAGUAUCUUGCUUGGUCAUUUGUUUGAAAUUUCCCUUGCCCCUUCCCCAAGCCAGGUGUGAAUUGAGACUAUUACAGAUAUCGAAUGCCCUGUCAAGGAAUCAAAUGACAUAUUGCAGUGGGCAAAUCUAGCCACAAAAGACCCUUUUAAAGUGUGAAAAAGCAAAGAUGUCACUUUGAGGUGCGCCUCACCCAAGCCAUGGUAUUUUCAGUCACCUCAUAUGCAUGGGAAAGCUGGACGGUGAAUAAGGAAGACUGAAGAAGAAUUGAUACCUUUGAAUUAUAAUAUACCAUGGACUUCCAGAAAAAUGAACAAAUCUGUCUUGGAAGAAGUACAGCCAGAAUGCUUCUUAGAAGUGAGGAUGGCAAGACCGUCUCACGUACUUUGGACAUGUUUUAUUAGGAGCGACCAGUCCCUGGAAAAGACAUUACGUUUGGCAAAGUAGAGCGUCAGUGAAAAAGAGGAAGACCCUCAAGGAGAUGGAUUGACACGGUGACUGCAACAAUGGGCUCAAACAUAGCACAGAUAUUGAGGAUAGUGCAGGACUGGGCAGUGUUUCGUUCUGUUGUGCAUUCGGUCACUAUGAGUUGAAGUCAGUUGAUGGCACCUAACAACAAUAACAAAUGCCCUGUGAAAUAGCCCUGGUAGCACAGUGGUUAAAGUGCUCAACUGCUAACUGAAAGGUCAGUGGUUCAAACCCACCAGCCGCUCUGUGGGCAAAAGAUGUGGCAGUCUGCUUCCAUAAAGAUUUACAGCCUUGGAAAUGGUAUGGGGCAGUUCUACUCUGUCUUAUAGUGUCGCUAUGAGUUGGAAUUGAUUUGACAGCAGUGGGUUUGGUUUUUGGUUUUUAAUGCCCUGUGACAGGGUAAUGAGUACACAUUUAAGACAACUCUAAUUUAGCAAACACCAGCACAGCAGAAAAAUUUAGUUCAGUCAAAGAAUGGGAAAUCCCUUAGAAGGAUGGAACAAUAGGAUUUGGCGUUUACGUGACAAUUCUGUCCUUAUGUGGAUAUAAACAUUUGUGGAGCUUUAUGCAAUUAGCAAAUUCUUGAAUUGUGUUCUGGUUUGUACCUCUUCUACACAAACAAACAAGAGAUUGUGCUUUUAGUAGUUCAUUAAUAGCCAUUUGUAAAAACAUUUAAGAUUUCACUAGAAUUUACGUUUCACCCUCCGUGCUUGGGUUGAGGUCUGCCUAUACUUGCACAUUGUUAAAAUUUUUUUAUUGCUGGCAUUUAAAGGAAUCAGACCUGGACCCAAAGCCUAAUUCACCAACAAAAACUAAUGUUUUCAUUUGCUUUCUUGCCCAAGGGCUUGAACUUUAGUUCAUUAAGUGAUAUCUUGUACACUGUAUUGACAUAAAAAUCUAUCUUGCUUACUCAUAAGCGGAAGGUCUAAAUGAAGCAUUUUCUCAAUGGUUUUUCAUUGCUUAUUGGCAAAUAUAAAAUCCUGGAUAUCUUAAAGUGGUUAUCAUUUAAUUGAAAUGUGGUUAUACACUAUUUUUUGUUGUUGAACAGAGAGGGGCAAGGGGAGUAGACCAUUGCGAAGACUAUGUGAUCAGUGGAGGGAGAAAAGAGAGGGGCCCAGUUAAAUACAAUCCAGUCCCUGGUUAGCCCCCCUUACAGUAGGGAGAUCAGGAUUAGGAGGCACACCUGUGUUUGGGAGCAAGGUCAGAACCAGCUUAAAUUUCCGGAAAGGAGAGGCUCACAGAUUCACCAGAGCUGAGGAGCACAUGGUAGUCAGGGUGUGGCAAAAGCCUCUGUUAACCUACUCCGAAGCACUGUGUGUUUCAUUUAAGCGGAGUGACUGGCACUAUGUGUCUAGUUGAUAACUGCCCCUCCCCCUUUUUUUAAGUAGGACCAAAGGAAAACAAGGUAAGAUUUAGAUGAUCUGACUUUUAAACAACCGUAGCCAAAAUGUGCUGGUAUAUUUACCAUUAUGGAUUAAUGGUGACUUUUAAAAAUGUAUAGGGAUGUUACAUGAGUUCACUGAACUAUUCUGACACACUAAUGACCACAUUUUUAAAAAUGUGAUAAUUCUGUGCAGAGAUUGUCUUAGCAAUUUGUCAUUUAAAAAGCUUUUAUCUUCAGAGUUAGCUGUAAGUGAGAAAAGGGUUGCAGUGUAUUUUUUUUGGAACUUCAGUCUCAAAUAUAUGAUGAUAAACUCGAGUUCUGUGAUUCUUAUUAAUAUUCUCAAUGUAUUGUUUUCCUCUAAAUUAAUUUUUGAAAUGUAUUACUAUAGGUGAUCACCAAUGUAGACAUUACCUGAAAUACUUCCAGAAGACCUAUGCAGGAGACUAGGGUCUUGGGCCAUGUGCUGGGACUAUGGUACUAAAUCCCGUAGAUGGUCUACGUGGUAACUCCCUGGGGCAGGUAGAGAAGUGCUUUAGGAAGACAGUUGAGCUGAGCUUUGACUGAGAGCUGUGUAGGAGGCAGGCACCUGAGGCCAAUGAGGAGGAGUGAUGCCCCGGGUCUGUUCAUGGAAAGAGUCCACAGCGAAACGGGAAAAACCCAAUGGGUGGGAUUUAGACUGCUUAAUUUUUUUAUUUUUAUUUUUUGGUCUAAUGUUUUAUCUGUUCUAAUGAUGACUUAUUUGAAACUGGGCUUAAAAAACUAUCUGCAAAAAGGAUGAAAUUGGAUCUAGAAAGCUUUUAGGCUCUGAACUAUUUUGGCUUUUGGCUUUAGACACUUGCGAAUGAAAUCAUUAAUUUGAGUGCUAAUUCCAAGAAUGAAAAUCACAAUGGAACAGGCCAAAACACCACACCAGCUAACUUGUUAUCGUAGCCUAUGUAUUAAAUAAAGUAAAAUACUAUAGAAAAAAUACUAUAGAAGUACUAUAAUAAGUUAAAGAUGAAUUUUUAGUGUUUUUAAAAAUUUAAUUUUAGUAAUUUUAUGAAUGGGAAUAUAAAUGUGGAAUGAAUGUGGGAAUGGGAAGAUUUAUUUUUUUAAAAAUGUUUUACAACUGAAAUUUUAAAGUACACAUCUUAAAUACAGUUAGAAGGAAAUUAAUGUUUUUUAAUGUUAAUGAAGGAGGGAGCCUAUUGAAUUCUGAAAACCAAUAAUGAUGGACACUAAAUGCCUUUACUGGAGAUAGUGUAUUUGUAAGUCUACCCUGGAGCCUUAUGUAACAUUUCUUGGACUUGAAUAAUAGUAGUGAAAAAGCCAAAUAGUCUUACUAAAAAACACAAAUGAAAAAACUUCUUACCGAAGGUUCUUUAGUUAGUAAAUACACAAGCAGUGUAGGCCAGAAAAUCGUUUUAAACUAAAGCUUUAAACUUACUACGGGGAGGCUCUCUCCCCCAAUUUCAUCCCCCAUCCCUAAGACACUAAGAUACUUGGAAUCAAAUGGCUCUUAUAUUUUCAAUCCAAGUUAGCUGUGAAAUUACGGUUUGAGUCCUUAAGCUGCCGUGACUUCCAUCUAUCAGAAAUGAGUGUUUGUGAACAUACCAAUCUAUAUGUUGCCUUUUUGCUUUUUUUUGGCUCCUUUGCAACUUUGUAUACAAAUCAAGACUGUAUCGGGGACAGGUGAAUGAACCUGAAUUGUCAGUCUUAUCUAUUCACCAAAAAGUAUACUCCCUUUUCUUUUUUUCUUAAUUCAAGGCUGAUGACUUUAGGAACAUGUUUUAUAGUACGUAUGUCUUUUCUAAUUAAAGCCAAGUGCCUUGAUGCUAUUUCACAUAAAUCAUGCGUAAACCCGCUUACAGGACAAAGAUGGGUUAUUGUUAGAUUUCAGCCCUGCGGGUGCGGGGUGCAAAGUUGCUUAAUAGCAGACCCUUUUCUUCUGGAAGUAUAUGUUCGUGAUGUUUAUUAUAUACAAUCCAAUAUGUAUAUUGGCAUCUAGAGGUGUGAUUUCUUUUGUCUGAUAAUAAAGUGUUACUAUAUUCUUAUA
Molecule: messenger RNA, 15106 nt
Organism: Loxodonta africana (African savanna elephant)
Lineage: Eukaryota; Metazoa; Chordata; Mammalia; Proboscidea; Elephantidae
Gene: SLC26A2
Product: solute carrier family 26 member 2
Exons: 4
Coding region: 4391-6610 (739 amino acids)
Biological process (GO): transmembrane transport
Cellular component (GO): plasma membrane
Molecular function (GO): secondary active sulfate transmembrane transporter activity; bicarbonate transmembrane transporter activity; chloride transmembrane transporter activity
Source: RefSeq, a predicted model, not a curated record